Salvia splendens (bonfire salvia) is the source of this 942-nucleotide messenger RNA. RefSeq lists its product as uncharacterized. The record is from RefSeq and is a predicted model, not a curated record. Bases 296 to 874 code for a protein of 192 amino acids. The transcript has 2 exons. Lineage: Eukaryota; Viridiplantae; Streptophyta; Magnoliopsida; Lamiales; Lamiaceae.
UCUUAUUGGUGCACUGAAGGAGUUGGUGGCUCAAGGAUGGAAAUCUGAUAAUGGAUUCCGUUCAGGGUAUCAGAAGAAGCUCGAGCAUUGGUUGAAGACGGACUUCCCCAACACUGAUCUAAAGGUUAGCCCGCACAUCACUUCUAAGAUAUCGGCAUGGAAGAAGAACUACUACUCACUUGCCCAGAUCCUCGAGAGGAGCGGUGUUGGUUUUAACGAACAGGGUGAUUUCAGAAUUCAUUGUGAUGAUGACCAAUGGGAUCAGAUUGUUAGACAAGAUAAGAAUGCAAGGUGCAUGCGAUGGAAGUCUUGGCCAUAUUGGAAUGAUUGGAAAUACAUCUUCGGGAAGGACAGGGCUUCAGGUGGAGGUGCUGAGGGUGUGUCUGAGGCUGACAAGAACUUUGUGCAAGAAGAACUCGCUGGUGAUGCAGAGGGGUAUGGUGAUUAUCAUGUGUUUUUGGAUGAGAUACUAUCUGAUGAACCAUUCCACCCGACAGUAGCAGCUGAGCCUGGAGAAGGAAGUACUUCCCGAAGCCAACAGGAAAAUCCUCCACCAAAAAAAUGCAGCCGUAAGCGCAAGGGAAGUGAUGAGGGUGAUGGCUUGCUGAAACUUCUAAGUAAGCUCCAUGCCGAGACUAAUUCUCGUCUGGAUACACUGUCCUCACGCAUUGGAUAUGACAUGGACCUAGGCAAAGCAAGAAAGGAAAUCUUUCGUCACCUUGACAACAUGCCGGAGCUGUCAGAUGCACAAAAAUAUGAUGUAUGUGACAUCAUCGGGAAGGAAAACUCACGCUUGGAGAUCUUUAUGGGUUUGCCCGAUGCCAAAAAACCUGGCUAUGUGAUACGAGUCAUGGAGAAGGAACACCUCAUCUGAUGUCUAGUCUGAUCUUUUUUGGCGAUGCAUUGCGUUAUUUGGAUAUCGUUUUGGCUUCAUCUCGACAA